CCCCGGGCGCGCCCGCUGCGCCACCAUGAGGGCGCGGCCGCAGGUCUGCGAGGCGCUGCUCUUCGCGCUGGCGCUCCAGACCGGCGUGUGCUACGGCAUCAAGUGGCUGGCGCUGUCCAAGACACCUGCGGCCCUGGCGCUGAACCAGACGCAACACUGCAAGCAGCUAGAGGGACUGGUGUCUGCGCAGGUGCAGCUGUGCCGCAGCAACCUGGAGCUCAUGCACACCGUUGUGCACGCCGCGCGCGAGGUCAUGAAGGCCUGCCGCAGGGCCUUCGCCGAUAUGCGCUGGAACUGCUCCUCCAUCGAGCUCGCCCCCAACUACCUGCUUGACCUGGAGAGAGGGACCCGGGAGUCGGCCUUCGUGUAUGCGCUGUCGGCGGCCGCCAUCAGCCACGCCAUCGCCCGGGCCUGCACCUCCGGUGACCUGCCCGGCUGCUCCUGCGGCCCCGUCCCAGGUGAGCCACCCGGGCCCGGGAACCGCUGGGGAGGAUGUGCAGACAACCUCAGCUACGGGCUCCUCAUGGGGGCCAAGUUUUCCGAUGCUCCUAUGAAGGUGAAAAAAACAGGAUCCCAAGCCAAUAAACUGAUGCGUCUACACAACAGUGAAGUGGGGAGACAGGCUCUGCGCGCCUCUCUGGAAAUGAAGUGUAAGUGCCAUGGGGUGUCUGGCUCCUGCUCCAUCCGCACUUGCUGGAAGGGGCUGCAGGAGCUGCGGGACGUGGCCGCUGACCUCAAGACCCGCUACCUGUCAGCCACCAAGGUAGUUCACCGACCCAUGGGCACCCGCAAGCACCUGGUGCCCAAGGACCUGGAUAUCCGGCCUGUGAAGGACUCGGAACUUGUCUAUCUGCAGAGCUCGCCUGACUUCUGCAUGAAGAACGAGAAGGUGGGCUCCCAUGGCACACAGGACAGGCAAUGCAACAAGACAUCCAACGGCAGUGACAGCUGCGACCUCAUGUGCUGUGGGCGCGGCUACAACCCCUACACAGACCGCGUGGUCGAGCGGUGCCACUGCAAGUACCACUGGUGCUGCUACGUCACCUGCCGCAGGUGUGAGCGCACCGUGGAGCGCUAUGUUUGCAAGUGAGGCCCACACAGGAGCACGGACUCCACCCGAGGACCCUCGGCAGCCUGGGGCCUGUGGAUUUGUGCUUGUGAAUUCCAGAUGCCAAGUGUGGGAGGCGGCUCAUGCCUCGCCCCGACUUGGAAGCCUCCAGGAACAGAAGGCUGAGCCACCCUGGAAGGAGGGCUAGGACAUCAAAGGAAACCGACAAGAUUAAAAAUAACCUGGCAGGCCGAGUCCCUGGAGUACCCACAUGCUGCCUUCCAGGCUGGUCUAAGAAGCCAGGGGCAUGAGAUUGGUGAGAUGGGUGUGGACUUGACCUUUCAGGGCCGGAGAGACCAGCCUCCAGGAAGCAGUCUGCCCACCCUCAUCAAAAUGUUCCGCAGGACCCCCCUCAGCCCACCCCAGGGCCUGAGCCUGCUGGGCCCAUCACAUGGAACCACUAGCUUGGGUUGUAAAUUUUGUUUUCUUCUUCCUUUGGGAUGUGGGAGCUACAGAAAUAUUUAUA
Cynocephalus volans (Philippine flying lemur) is the source of this 1574-nucleotide messenger RNA. RefSeq names its product Wnt family member 11 (gene WNT11). The transcript has 5 exons. Gene Ontology annotation, molecular function: frizzled binding; cytokine activity. NCBI's taxonomy places the organism in Eukaryota, Metazoa, Chordata, Mammalia, Dermoptera, Cynocephalidae. The coding region runs from base 26 to 1090 and encodes 354 amino acids. Gene Ontology annotation, cellular component: extracellular region. The record is from RefSeq and is a predicted model, not a curated record. Gene Ontology annotation, biological process: multicellular organism development; neuron differentiation; cell fate commitment.